This is a messenger RNA of Caenorhabditis remanei, 1032 nucleotides long. RefSeq lists its product as uncharacterized. The coding region runs from base 1 to 1032 and encodes 343 amino acids. The record is from RefSeq and is a predicted model, not a curated record. NCBI's taxonomy places the organism in Eukaryota, Metazoa, Nematoda, Chromadorea, Rhabditida, Rhabditidae. The transcript is spliced from 4 exons.
AUGAAUAACCGAACGAGUAAAUGUACCGAAAAUUCUCAACUUCUGGCUGAUCCUGAUAGUUUCAAACUGGCUUGUCAUAUAAUGACUGGAUUCGCCAUUCCUAUUCAUUUCUAUGGAAUGUGGUGUAUUCUAUUCAAGACUUCUUCAAUGAUGCUCUCUGUCAAGAGACUGUUGUUAUGGACACAUUGUCUCGGUGCAUUGCUGGAUUUAAGUUUGAGUUAUCUGUCAAUGCCUUAUUUAUUAUUCCCAACAUUCUCUGGAUAUUCAUUGGGCCAAAUGAAUAUGCCAGAACUGCAGAUUUACAUUGAGAUGUCUCUCGCUGCACUAAUGUGCACAUCAAUUCUCAGCAUUUAUGAAAACCGAUACUUUGUCUUAUUUGGUAAAAAUGAAAACCCUCGGUGGAACCGCAUCAGGAUGUACUUUUUGACCUUCAACUACAUUUUGGCUGUUACUUUCAUCGCGCCGAACUAUAUUUUUUGUCCAGAACAAACCAUAGCCGUGAAGAUUAUUACAGAGAGAUUACCAUGCACUCCGGAGCAUUCAAUCAACAAUCGGAACUUAUUUGUUGCUGCUUUGGAUUUGAAUUUUACAUUUUUCUGUCUCACAUUUGAGACAUUUUUACUUUUUAUAGAAGUCGCUACAUUUUUCUUUAUUGUUUCUGUUAGACUGAUGUAUCGAGGACAACGGAAGAUGUCAUUAAUGUCAAACAGAACUCACAGUUUGCAAAAGAAGUUUGUCAUGGCUCUUUGUUUUCAGUCAACAGUACCAUUUGUGCUGAUUGUUGUUCCCAUCGUGUACGUUUUGGCGACAUUGAGGCUUAACUAUCAUAAUCAACUGCUUACAAAUAUAUGUGUUCUCAUUGGUUCUUCCCAUGGAAUAGUUGCAACUAUCGUGAUGGUUCUCAUCCAUAAAUCGUAUAGAGAUGCUACCUUGGAUCUGAUAUAUUCUUGCUGUGUCAGGAAAAACUGGAAAAUUGGUUCAAGAAAGAUUAGUACUAACGUUUCGCCUGUUAAUCGUGUAAUGAAAUUUUGA